CAUCGUCGACAUCAGAAGUUCGUUGCGUUGACUCCUUACUCUAUCAAAGAUUCAGAGGACACUGCAUGUAGAACGAAAGAAAGUAGGACGUUCAUUUUGGUUAAGCCGCUAUCCAGUCAUUCAUUGCUUGUACUUUACUUUAUAGAGCAUUCAGCAACCCGUCAUGAAAGGUUUAUUGAGACUCAAUCUAUUUCUCAUCUCCGAGAUCUGGUCCUACCCUUGGCUUGUUGUGUUUUCGGCUACUCAUUUCAGUAUCAUAAGUGUUGGCAUUCUCUUGGCUAUGGAUAUUCGUGUCUAAAUACCAAAGCCACAGCGAAACGAGAUACGUGAAUCAAGAGGUUGCUUUUUAUGACGAGGGAAUGUUAUUGUUCCACACAUCAGCUGUUUUCGUGAAACUGACACAACGACAAAGUGACACCAGCUCAACAGACAACAAUACAUUGAAUUAGCUUAGAAAGUAAACUAAUAAACAGACGGAUUUACACUGUUUGGAUAUGGGCGACGUGGAAUACGAUCAACAGCAUCCGCGAGAGCUGAUCAAAUGCGUGCUGAUAGGGGACUCUGGUGUUGGGAAAACAAGACUCAUCUGUGCGGAAGCUCUUGGCGUUGGAAUGAAAGGGCCUUUGCCUUUGAAGCAUCUUCAUUAUCCGUCCGUAUUUGCUAUCGAUCAAUAUCACGUUUCCGAGGAAAUACGUGCUCGAGCAAAUUUUAUGGUCGACGGAGUUAAUGUCGCUCUAAGGCUAUGGGAUACWUUUGGUGAUCGUCACAUGAACAGAAAGUAUGCUUAUCAAAACGCAAAUGUAGUAUUACUAUGUUUCAAUAUUAGUAGUCCGUGUUCGUUCAAGAACGUCAAUGCUGUAUGGUACCCAGAGAUCAAGAAGUUCUGCCCCAGAACGCCGAUUAUAUUGACAGGAACUCAAUCAGAUUGGCGCUGUAACAAAACUGCAAUGACUACCGUUUCAAGUAAUUCAACCCCUAGUCUAAGCCAGCGCAUGCGUGAUUGUGUGCUAGUAUCACCAGACAUGGGCAGGCAGGUUGCUAAGGAGAUUGGUGCUACAUAUUAUGAGUCUAGUGUUGUCACCAUGUUUGGCGUGAAAGAGGUUUUUGAGAAUGCUGUCAGGGCUGCAUUGGUUUCUCGACGACAAACAAGAUUCUGGUCRUCACAAUUGAAAAGGGUCUCUAAACCAUUACUACAGCGGCCAUUUCUUCCCGAAAGAUCAUCAAUGCCAUCAGUAGUUGUUCCAGACAGUCAGUACCAAAAGAACCUGGAUGUUCUUCUCAGAGCAGGAGAAUGUACUGAUGUGAAGUUUGUGAUUGGUCAGUAUGUCCUUGAGGCGCAUACAGCCAUCCUUUGCUGUUCUUCAGUAUUAUUCAGUCAACUCCUGCUAAGACAUGGCUUGCUUGGUAACUAUAGUGAUGAAGAAUAUGUCUUCAAAUGCCUUACAGGAGGAGAGGAGCAAAUUAAAUUCCUUCAAGAUGCUUUGGUGCUUGGAAAACAGGUUUUACUUCCAAGAGGCUUUUUUUCCAUCAGUUUGCUUAAAGAKGAAAKUGGAAUUCAUCAAGCAAAGGUUGUUGUUGAAGUAGAARGCUCAAUUCCACCAAGUGCCUUUCAUAACAUCCUGAACUUCCUGUACAGUGGACAUCUACCAGUCAAAGAUUGCACSAAAGAACUCCUAGAUAUCACCCAGUACUUACAACUAAACAACAUUACCAAGUACAUAGCUAACAUCAUGAACAAUUCAUCAUACAUGAAUACAGAAGUAUGCUCCAACAUUUCCAGGAGAAUGGUGUUUGGGGGUAAAGUUCUUGUCAAUCAGAAGUGCAUGUCUGACAUUUCAUUCAUAUUGGAUGGGAAAACAGUGCAUGCACAUAAAAGCUUUCUUGUGUCACAGUGUGAAAUGYUAGAAGCCAUGUUCAUGGAAGGUCAUUUCAAAGAAAGUGGCUACCAUUUGGUUGAACUAAAGGAAGUUUCAAAUCACAGAUCUUUCCUGGCAGUGUUAGAGUACUUGUACACYGGUCACUGCCCUGUAUUAGGUCUUGAAGAAGCCUUGGAUGUUAUUGGACUUGCAAACUUCUUUUGCUUAUCAAGAUUAGUAGCUUUAUGUGAGCAGCUAAUAACUAAAGAGAUUCAAGUUGCAAUGGCAGUGGAUGAGCUCUCUGUUGCAGAAGAUGUCAUAGCRUGCUUGAUUGUAGCACAGCUUCAUAAUGCCUCACAGUUAGAAACAUGGUGUCUUGUCUACAUUGCCAACCACUAUGUAGAGGUUUGUCAUCGUCAUCCAAAGGAAUUCAAAAUGUUAACCCCAGCAACACAUCAUUUUCUCAAUCAGCAACGAUGGCCACCGAUUUGGUACUUGAUUGAGAAUGACUGGUAYGAGAAGACCACAAAUGAGAUUGACCAACAAGAGAAAGGCAAGAGGGUGAUCAAGUCAGUAGUGAAAGCUAAGAAGAAGAAAUGCCACUGCUUGUAAAGUGAGCAUAUUGAUUUGACAAGUCAGACUCUCAACUACUUUUUUUACUGGCAGUUUUAAACAUGCUGAAAUGUAUAGUAGUUGCUGUUUGYAAACAAGUAAACAACACGAGUCAUUGCUCAACAAAGUAUAAAGUUCUUUGACUAGGAAAAAUUAAGCAUUGCUGAAGAAAAGCACAUAAUGUAGAUGUUGCUAGAGUAACUUGAACUUGACAUUGGUAGUUAUAAAAACACUACUGCAUUUAUGAAGAGAAUAAAUUAAAGAAUAUUGUUAUAGUUGAAAUAAUUUAAUUUUAGACAGUGUCCAACAUUUUGAUGAUUCUAUUAUGUUUACACAUCUAAUCCACCAAUCACAGUGGACAGGGAUAUGUCACCAUAGUAAUGCCAUUACUGGAUUAUCAUGUUAAGUGAAGUGUUAAAAUAUAUACUUGUAUAUUGUGAAAAUAUAAAGAAGCUUAAGAAGCACAUUUGAUACAGUAAAAAWUGAUAGAACAAGUAGAUGAUAACCAACAUAGGAUUUGGUACAAUUUCAAAGAUUUUGGGUUUCUUGCUGCACAUUUUCUUUAAAAUAAUUUGCGUUUUUAUUCAGUGCAAUAGACAACUUGUAGAGGAAUAAAUUAUAGGUAUUAUUAUUCUAUUUAUUUUAAAGAAUAGGAAAGAGUUUGUCUGUGAAGUUCAGCAAAAUAUUUUAGACUGCUAAUGUGUUAUCAGUGAUCUCAUCUAUAAUGUUUUGUUGCCGUGGUUACUGUGCUGUUGCAGUAAUAUGUAAGCUUUUACACUAAAACAUUUGCUAUUGUGUAUAUUUAUAGGACUAGAAAACAAAGCCUGUACCUCCAAUGGAGGAGCAAAUGACACAWUAACUGUUUUGUAUACAGUUUUGUUAUUCAAUAUUCAUAGGCAGUUUCUGAUGAUUUUAUGUAAGUUUAAAAUGCAUGAUUUGAAAUUAGUGUAAAAAAAUACAAAACAAUCAAUAUAAAUAUGACAGAUUUUAAUGUAGAAUUCACAAGAUUACACUGUCUGGUAUAUCUUAACAGAAAUAUUACACUAAUUACAUUGACAUGUAUUGUUGUACAAUAGUAUAAAAUAUAUUGAACAKUAUUAUAGAGGAUAAUAUUAAAGAUGUGAUAGAAGCUAUCAUGUAACCAAGAAAGCYAUAACAACAAUGUAAUAACCAUGUAUAAUACAAAGUUUUAAUUUGCCAAAAGUAAUAAAAAACAUGUUAAGUGUUA
Exaiptasia diaphana is the source of this 3696-nucleotide messenger RNA. RefSeq names its product rho-related BTB domain-containing protein 2. Gene Ontology annotation, biological process: small GTPase-mediated signal transduction. Bases 495 to 2468 code for a protein of 657 amino acids. The transcript has 3 exons. NCBI's taxonomy places the organism in Eukaryota, Metazoa, Cnidaria, Anthozoa, Actiniaria, Aiptasiidae. The record is from RefSeq and is a predicted model, not a curated record. Gene Ontology annotation, molecular function: GTP binding; protein binding; GTPase activity.